Messenger RNA from Humulus lupulus (European hop), 618 nucleotides. RefSeq names its product zinc finger protein 8-like. The transcript has a single exon. Gene Ontology annotation, molecular function: DNA-binding transcription factor activity; transcription cis-regulatory region binding. Gene Ontology annotation, cellular component: nucleus. Gene Ontology annotation, biological process: trichome morphogenesis; trichome differentiation; cytokinin-activated signaling pathway. Lineage: Eukaryota; Viridiplantae; Streptophyta; Magnoliopsida; Rosales; Cannabaceae. Bases 1 to 618 code for a protein of 205 amino acids. The record is from RefSeq and is a predicted model, not a curated record.
AUGUGUUCCUCAAACUCUCAUGACAAUAAUCAUCAUAAUAAAUCAUCAGUAGCAGGAGUAAAAUUGUUCGGUGUUCAAGUGAGUAGUGGUAGUAGUACUAGCCACCAUGGUAUGCCAGACCAUGGUACUACGCAAGCUUCAGUACAAUUAAUCCAAUUAUAUAAUUACAGUGAUGCUGAUCAUAGCAGAUCAUCAUCAGCAUCAUUGUCUAGAUUCAAGUGUGAGUACUGUGGCCAGGGAUUUGGGAGUUCUCAAGCGUUAGGGGGUCACCAGAACGCUCAUAAAAAAGAAAGAAAGUUAGCCCAACUCGGGGCCGAAUACCAAGUUACUCACUGCUGGCUUCCUCCCCCUCCUCGCUACUACUACGGCCAAACCACCGCCAUGCAACUCGUCAGCUCAUCGAAGCCGUCUGAUCCUCAUCACGAACUUGUUUGUUCUAGUGGGUCCGGUGGCGGUACUACUGCUAGAAGUAACACCAUCACCACCACCGCCACCAGAGAAACUAUGGAGUACCCCGGAAGUGGCACUACUGCUGUUUCCGCAGGGAAUGAAGGAGUUGAAGAUGGUGAUCUUGAUCUUCAGCUAAGGCUUGGACCACCUAAUCUCACAUCGGUAUAA